Penicillium brevicompactum is the source of this 270-nucleotide messenger RNA. RefSeq lists its product as uncharacterized. The coding region runs from base 1 to 270 and encodes 89 amino acids. The record is from RefSeq and is a predicted model, not a curated record. Lineage: Eukaryota; Fungi; Ascomycota; Eurotiomycetes; Eurotiales; Aspergillaceae. The transcript is spliced from 2 exons.
AUGGCUGCUCGGUCCUCAACAACAAAACUUGGCUCACAAGGUCCAGAUCAGUCCUGGCUGCCAGAGAUGGAGGGAAUCUCAAAGCCCUUGUGUGGAGAGAGACCAGGCAUGUUUGAAAACUACUAUGAACCCUCCACAGUCCACGUUGACAAAUCAACUCGGCUUGAGCCGCGAACCAAUAUCCCCAGAGUCAUACUCAAGGACACUAUGAGGAAAAUUCUGGCGCUGGAAUGGGAGCGCCACCCACAAGUCGCUGAAGGCGUCGUGUGA